GCUUAUGCUGCGGUCAGGUGUUUGUGUUAUCGGUGGAAGCCGGAUCUUGUAGUCUAUUUUUUCUUUCUUUCUUUAAAUUCAACCUUUUAAAGUGGCAUGGUAGUUUGGAGCGUUUUUAUGACUAAUGGCGAAAGAAGAGGACUCAGUUUUCAAAAGACAAACUUUUCAUUACCUGAAACCUGAAGUUGGUAGCAGUAGUUAGCCCACCUGGAUCUGAUCCCGGGCUUAAACUCCCGGCAUAUGACUCGGUUAUGCAAAUAUAAAUGUUGUAGGAUAUAAUGCUUCAAUGAGAACAGAAGCUGCUUUGUCUAAAUUUUUAUGGACUCGCUGCGCUUUGUGUUUUUCUGAGUAAGACUUGUUGUGGAUCCUCUGAGCUCAAGCGUUGAUCAUGGUUGGUGGAGGGUCCGCUGAUCUGUCCCUUACAGCCGCUGCCAAGGUGUUUUCAGCUGGAGCAGCUGGCUGUGUGGCCGACCUGGUCACUUUCCCCCUGGACACAGCCAAAGUCAGACUGCAGAUUCAAGGUGAAUCUAAACCAUUGCUGGAAGGCCAAAGCACAAGAUACAGAGGUGUGUUUGGCACCCUCUUUACCAUGGUGAAAACUGAGGGCCCGAGGAGUCUAUACAGUGGACUGGUGGCGGGGCUGCAGAGACAGAUGAGCUUCGCCUCAGUCCGCAUCGGCCUUUACGACACUACGAAGCAGGUCUACAGCAGGGGAUCAGAAAAUGUAGGAAUCGGGACUCGGCUGCUGGCAGGCUGCACCACAGGGGCGAUGGCGGUGGCCUUCGCUCAGCCCACUGAUGUGGUCAAAGUCAGGUUCCAAGCUCAGGUCCGCCUUCCUGAGAAUGGCUCUGUGAAGAGAUACAGCAGCACCAUUGAUGCCUACAAGACCAUUGCCAGGGAUGAAGGCGUUAAAGGGCUCUGGAAAGGUUGUCUGCCAAAUAUAACUCGUAACGCCAUCGUAAACUGCUCCGAGCUGGUGACCUAUGACAUCAUUAAAGAGCUCAUUCUGAAGUACAACCUGAUGACAGACAACAUGCCGUGUCACUUCACAUCAGCCUUCGCAGCAGGUUUCUGCACCACAAUCGUAGCAUCUCCAGUUGAUGUGGUAAAAACACGCUUCAUGAACUCAGUGCCCGGGCAGUACAGCGGGGCUAUUAACUGUGCCUUAACCAUGCUCAUUAAAGAGGGACCCACAGCUUUCUAUAAGGGAUUUAUGCCCUCGUUUCUUCGUCUGGGUUCCUGGAACAUUGUGAUGUUUGUGAGCUAUGAGCAGAUUAAGAGAGCUGUGAAAAGGUUUCAGCAGCCUAGCGGUUCAGCAGAGUCUACGUUCUAGCCCGUCUGACAGCUGGUUUGGCAGUGAAGUAGUGCAACUGUUGUGGCAAAGCCAGGACUGCCUGUAUGAAGCAAGACAUCAUCAAGAGAGACAGUCUGGUCCAGACCUGUCCUCCCUCAGGGAUAAAACUGUGCAGCUUAUUAAAGAGGCUGUACUCGGAAGAGAAACAGCAAGGAUGAGUCAUGUUGAAGUUUCGCUGACUUGCGCACAAUCUUGUACAUGUUUUCUAAUGUUGUUAACAGGCCUUUUCACAGAAUACUUUUUUAUAUGUCACCAUAGGAAAAGCACAGGAGUAAAUAAUAAAAUUAAUGAUGGUUGAAUUUAAUUUAGCUACUUCAGUUUCAGGGUCCUGAUAUUGCUCAUGCUGGCUUACACUGCACUGAUUCAGCUUGAUAUAAGCCCUAAAACGGUUGCCCCAGCCCGAUUUUAGAGUCAGGCUGAACUCACUGGAGAACAAACAGACAUUUGCAUCCUGCAGCUGCUGGAGGAUGCAUUGUUGUUGUAUUUUUUUUUUUUUCAUCUCCAGUGUUUUUCCUACUGUGACGAGUCAAAACGCCUGCUGUAAAAAAGGCCUGUUUACUGAGUAUAAUCUGGUGUGGAUGGGGAUGCAGGGCUUCCUCCUGUCAGUCAUUGUCUCGGUUGGGAUUUUGUAUCUACUAAUGUGUGGUUUCAGGUGAAAUUCAUUCUUUCAUAUUUCUAUUUAUGAAUUAGGUUUGCAGCAAAUGGUUCUUUUCAUGAGAUUUAUCUGCAAAAUAUUUUUACAGUUAAUCACUUAGUCUUUUGGCAUUAUUUGAUUGUGAACAAUGCGUAUCAUGUCAUCAUAAUGUCAAGCGACUAACUGACAGUGUUUCAUCUCUAUUAUGAAUGAGCCAAGGCUAUGCAGUCUGCCAAAGUAAAUUUUAGUUUGUUUUUUUUAUGAAAAUAAUAAUUUUAACUCCAAAGUUUCUAUGAAUAAUGAAUAAUACAUGAUAUAUAUGUA
Molecule: messenger RNA, 2312 nt
Organism: Toxotes jaculatrix (banded archerfish)
Lineage: Eukaryota; Metazoa; Chordata; Actinopteri; Toxotidae
Product: mitochondrial uncoupling protein 2-like
Exons: 6
Coding region: 389-1333 (314 amino acids)
Biological process (GO): mitochondrial transmembrane transport; adaptive thermogenesis; mitochondrial transport
Cellular component (GO): mitochondrial membrane
Molecular function (GO): oxidative phosphorylation uncoupler activity
Source: RefSeq, a predicted model, not a curated record